Molecule: messenger RNA, 1939 nt
Organism: Aspergillus pseudonomiae
Lineage: Eukaryota; Fungi; Ascomycota; Eurotiomycetes; Eurotiales; Aspergillaceae
Product: cytochrome P450
Exons: 5
Coding region: 269-1822 (517 amino acids)
Molecular function (GO): monooxygenase activity; heme binding; oxidoreductase activity, acting on paired donors, with incorporation or reduction of molecular oxygen
Source: RefSeq, a predicted model, not a curated record
CCGAGCCUAACGGUUCAUUUCUGGAACAGUUAGAGGUCAAAACACAUCUUCCUCACCCAAUACUAUACUUCGGGUUUCUUUUCCGCUCGUUUAGAUGCGCCACGAACGGUAUAAAUUCAUGAAGGUCAUGGAGGAUUUCCGGAGGGGGAACGGCCCUAGCUCUUGGAAAGUGUUGUGGACCGCCAAAUAAGAUGGGAUUUCCUGGUUGCCUCUUACCUACCGGGGCUGCGUUGGAUUUUUAUACUUCCUGUUCGCUACUCGACUGACCAUGGUGUGGUGGCAUGUAAUCGUCUCCUUCAGUGUCGCAGGUGCGGCCUACCUGCUUUGGCUGGCUCUACAGCGGCUAUGGCUUUCACCCAUUGCUCACUUCCCGGGACCCAAACUGGCCGCCCUUACCAUGUGGUAUGAAUUCUACUACGAUUCAUUCCUAGAAGGUCAAUACACUUUUCGGAUCGCCGAGAUGCAUCGCAAAUAUGGCCCGAUCGUGCGAAUCAGCCCGUACGAGCUACACAUCGACGAUGCUGAAUAUUAUGAAGCGCUGUACUCUCGAGAUGCCCCGCGAGAUAAGUCUUUACAUCUGCCUGGGAUGUUUGGAGCACCGGCUUCCGCAUUUGGUACAGUCGACUACCGGCGCCAUCGGAUACGGCGUCAACCGAUGAAUCCUUUCUUCUCCCAACAGCGAAUCCGACAACUCGAGCCAAUGCUCCGGGGCAUGGUCGACAAACUGUGCCAUGGAUUGCGCGCCUGGAAGGAUAGACAGGCUCCACUACAUAUGUAUCAUCCGUUUAAUGCGUUUACUACAGACGUAGUCGUGGAAUAUACCAUGGGAGACUCCUUUCACUAUCUUGAUGACCCUGACUUCAGCCCGCAAUGGUCCAAAACAAUGCAGGCCAUUGUGCAUGCCGGCAUCCAAUUCAAGCAAUUCCGCUGGUUCAUUAGUCUCUUUGAGCUACUCCCACGAUGGCUCGUCAUGAGCAUUAAUCCCGACAUCGGGCCAGUCAUCGACCAGAAAAAUGAAAGUAUGCGCCUGGCUAACCUGGUCAUUGAUAGCCAACGCUCGGACAGCAUUUCCACUGGUAGCAGAACAACUGUACCCAAAGGCACCUUAUUUCAUGCUCUUCUAGAAAGUACGCUCCCACCUGAAGAAAAGACAGCUGAUCGCUUAAGCCAAGAGGUUUUCACCGUCAUUGCAGCUGGCGGAGAAACGACUGCCAGAAAUUUAGCCACAAUCACUUUCUACCUCCUAAAUAAUCCCGAAAAGCUUGAGAAACUACGCGAGGAGCUGAAUCGGCUGGAUCCCGAUGGGACGGCGUCCUUGGUGGAAUAUGAGGCAAUGCCCUACCUGACUUCCGUUAUGUUGGAGGGUCUAAGAAUCACCAACGCUGUUGCAACGCGACUUCAACGCAGCUCACCAGAUCAGCCCAUGAGGUACAAAGACUGGAUCAUUCCUCCUGGGGUGCCGGUUGGCAUGACGAGUUUGUUCGUACAUCAUAACGAAGACAUCUUUCCCGAUUCGCACAGUUUUAUCCCAGAACGAUGGAUGGAUCCAAUGCAAAGGAAACACCUCGAAAAGUACCUUGUCGCCUUCAGCAAAGGGUCAAGGCAGUGCAUCGGCAUCCCUCUCGCAAAGGCUGAAAUACUUCUGGUAGUCGCCAGAAUUUUCAGAGAAUUCGAUCUGGAGCUGUACAAAACCACAAUAGAUGAUGUCCGCAUUGUGCGUGAUAUGUUCAAUGGCCAUCCGAGAAAAGAAAGCCAAGGCGUCCGCGUCGUGGUGAAAGAGUGGAAUGGACCCCUGGGAUCUGAUAUCUCUCGAGAACAAUAAUCACUGCCAAGAAGUGCUCGAUGCUGUGCAAAUCGGGGCUUCAGAUGGGGAAUAUCUCGCCGGCGAUAUAUAGUAUGAAGGAUGCAUGAGCUGUGGGACAUUGUCGUCAUACUUCGA